AUGCUUGUUUCCAGGCACAGCGAAAGCGAGCAGAGUCUUUGGUCCAUCAACAAGUUUGAGGCCACUUACCAGCACAAGUCCACAUCCAGUCCACGCAUGUCGAACAGCUUUGAGACCCCGUUGUCGACACAGCCCGAUUGGCAUGGGCAAUACUCGUUCCUCCCACCUGGAGAGAACAUAUUCCCCCAGUCCUACGAUCAUGUAACCUCGUCCGGUGACAACAAUCAGGCGCAGCCGCGAUCGGCGGCUGUCGAUGGUGGAUUGGAUAUCGAGGUCAAGAACGAGGGUCUCAGUCAUCGGCGCAGCCUCGAUCCGCUUGGACUGCGCCAGCAGAAGCCACCGACGCCGAUUCAGGACCAGUCUCAGUCCCACGGCGAGGCCUUCGCUCAGAAGGCUGCCGAAUCUGUCCACGAGGAGUCUCUGCUGUCUUCGGACACCCCUGGGUUGUCCCUCACCUCAAACCCACUCAGUUCCGUCUCCUCGGCGGGCCAAGGUCCAGACAUGUCCUCAAAUCAUGGAGGUGGUGAUAUCCUGGGAAAGGAGGAAGACGAGGACGUGAUCGAUGACGAGGAUAUGGUCGAAGGAGAGGGCGAUGUCACUGCCCAACCCCAGACUGCCGCAGAGCGCACCGCUCAGCGAAGAAAGAUGAAGCGGUUCAGACUCACGCACCAACAAACCCGUUUUCUCAUGAGCGAAUUCGCCAAGCAACCGCAUCCGGACGCGGCACAUAGAGAGCGCCUGUCUCGCGAAAUUCCCGGGUUGAGCCCACGGCAAGUCCAGGUCUGGUUCCAAAAUCGCCGGGCCAAGAUCAAGCGUUUGACAGCGGACGACCGGGAUCGCAUGAUCAAAAUGCGAGCUGUGCCGGACGAUUUCGACAAUGUGCAAGCGCUACAUUCUCCGUACGGUGCCGUGCACGGACUCGGGACGCCAUUGACUUCACCCAUAGAUUUUGGAGCUUCAUCCUACACAGACCACAUGAUGAGACCGCUGAUGGUGGAUGUCAGGCGGUCCGACGGUGACGAGCAUCUGUCGCCGACUGGUCUAAGUCCAGCCUUUGGGAGCAUAGGAUUCAAUCCGUCUGCGACGAUGAGCAAUCCCGACAUUCUUUCUCCGCUUUCCCCCACUUCCAAUGAUCGGUACGGAUACUCGAAUCACUUAUCGAACCCUCUCGGAGGAUCGCGAACCUCGAAUCCUUUUGCUCGGCAAAAUAGCCUCGAUACAGGGAUUUCGAUGCACAAUCCUCAUCGUGGCCAACAGAUACGCCCUUUACAGCCGCUUCAACUGAGGGAAACAAUGUCCAGAUCAAGAUCUGACAACCUUCAGUCACCCCUGAGGUCCAGCAUGUCUUGGAAGGGGGAUUCUAUUGACUACACUACCUACCAGGCAGGGGGUGGGAGUCCUCAGCUUGGCGGUCGGCAACACUCGCUGUAUUCAGCUGAAGGUCUUGGCCAUACGCCAACCAGUAUUGGUGGCUACGAGUCAAGCACCUAUUCUGUCCACUGGGCUACAACAAAGCCCUCAAGGACGCUCGAGACUACGCGCCGCAUCGGCCACUCUUCCUCUCGGCCUCGAUAUCCGAACCCAGUUUCGCUCAGUGGGGGCAGGGCACGGGAUGCCAUCUUCGGCUCACUCGCCUACGAGCAGGCCAACGUCAACGUCUCAGCUCGGAGUGACAUCAAGCUACACGGCCAGCUUCCCGUCUGCUCCUCUGACGGCGCCGCACGAUUUCUCGCUGCCCCGGACCCCGGGCUUCAGGUCUUCUGGGCAGGACUAUACCAUGCCCCAGAUGAGCGCGCCCAUCGCGCCGCCGAACGACUUCUCCCAGGCCUUCCAGGCGAGCAUGUCCGGGUCCUCGAGCACCGCCAGGACGCCGAUGCGCGACACGUUUGGGGGCGGCGGUAG
Molecule: messenger RNA, 1902 nt
Organism: Thyridium curvatum
Lineage: Eukaryota; Fungi; Ascomycota; Sordariomycetes; Thyridiales; Thyridiaceae
Exons: 3
Coding region: 1-1902 (633 amino acids)
Biological process (GO): regulation of transcription by RNA polymerase II
Molecular function (GO): RNA polymerase II transcription regulatory region sequence-specific DNA binding; DNA-binding transcription factor activity, RNA polymerase II-specific
Source: RefSeq, a predicted model, not a curated record